AUGGAGGAUUGUAUAACUAAAAUGCGUGAAAAUGAAUUAGCAAGUAUUCGACGUACAUCUCGUUUCCGUGCGCUCAAUAUGACUCAAUUCUUUAUCUCAACACCAUUUCUUGCAUUGCUUACUUUUGGAACUGCGUGGCUUCUCGAUUAUCCAUUGAGUACAGCUACCGUUUUUCCAGCUCUUUUAUCCUUUGCUUUGAUACGUAAUAAUAUCAUGUAUUAUCUCCCUCUGAUCAGUGAGGAACUAAGUGAAGCAAGAUUAGCAUCAAAAAGAAUAGAUGCAUUCAUGCGUCUGUCCGUAAAGCAAGAAAAUCAGUUUCGAUUAUGCACAUCUGCAAUCCAUCAGCAACAAAAAGGAAUUAUAAGCAUGUCUAAUGCAUCUUUUUCGUGGCAUAAUGAGAUGCCUUGUCUAUCAUUGCUUGAUCUGACUAUCGAACAAGGCACACUUGUGGGAAUAGUUGGACCAGUAGGUUCUGGUAAGUCAGCCUUACUCGCUGCUAUUCUCGGUGAAAUGAAUCUUAUUAAUGGUCAAUUAAAUACAAAUGAUAGUUCCUUUUCUUAUGCUACACAAUCACCAUGGAUAUUAGCAGAUACAUUUCGUAACAAUAUCCUUUUAAAUCGACCAUUUGACGAACAACGAUAUAAACAUGUAAUACAUGCAUAUUGUCUCGAUGUUGAUCUUGGUCUUUUUGGAUCUAGUGGCGAACUCACAAUGAUUGGAGAAAAGGGAGUUAAUUUAAGUGGUGGACAAAAAGCGAGAGUAGCAUUAGCUCGUGCUUUAUAUGGUGAUGCGGACAUUUAUUUACUUGAUGAUCCAUUAUCUGCUGUCGAUCGUAGAGUAGCCAAACAAAUCUAUGAACGAUGCAUUGGUCCAUAUGGGUUAUUGAAAAAGAAAACUCGCAUAUUGGCUACUCAUCAAACACAGUUUCUUUAUGAAUCAGAUCAAACAAUAUUUCUUUCACAUGGAUAUAUUGAUAAACAAGGUUGUUUGAAGGAAAAUAUCAUUAGAGAAGAUGCUCCUAACAAAAAUGAAACAUCAGUAUUAGCUGAUAUGCUUGACGUAAAUCCAUCGAUGGCUGAUGCUCAAUCGAUCAUAACUGAUGAAACGUCUCUUAAUGAUGGCGUCAGGUGGUCUGUUUGGUAUCAUUGGUUUACUGCACCACCAUCCGGCAUCUUUGGCUUCUGUUGA
Rotaria sp. Silwood1 is the source of this 1188-nucleotide messenger RNA. The record is from the annotation of a GenBank genome assembly. NCBI's taxonomy places the organism in Eukaryota, Metazoa, Rotifera, Eurotatoria, Philodinida, Philodinidae.